This is a messenger RNA of Harmonia axyridis, 2018 nucleotides long. It is a transcript of the gene Acsf3, whose product is annotated as malonate--CoA ligase ACSF3, mitochondrial. Bases 155 to 1897 code for a protein of 580 amino acids. Gene Ontology annotation, biological process: fatty acid metabolic process. The record is from RefSeq and is a predicted model, not a curated record. Lineage: Eukaryota; Metazoa; Arthropoda; Insecta; Coleoptera; Coccinellidae. Gene Ontology annotation, molecular function: medium-chain fatty acid-CoA ligase activity. The transcript has 4 exons.
CUUGGUUCUUUAAAUUUUAUUUUGUUGGUAAUAAAAUAAUUGGAAAACGCAAAAAGUCAAGUGAAUUAAUCAAAUAUUUGUAUAUGAACUUUAAAUCUGGUAUUUUAUAUCUACUUUGGUCCUUUUUAAAUAGGGUGAAAAGAGAGAUAAAAAAAUGUUAUUUAAUUGUUUGAAAAAAGAUUUAACUAUUCCACUAAGGACACUCCGCAGAUACCUGCAGUCUAAACCUUGUCCUACAAUUCCUAUUAAUUUGAAAGAUGAUAGACCAUGUUUCAAAAAUGUUGUAAAUUUUCCUGAUAAAAUGGCUUUUUGUGAUUCAGUUGGCAGUUAUACAUAUGGAAAUAUUUUUUUAAGUGCUAAGCAAUUGUCCCAUGAAAUUUCAGAGAAAAUGAUGGGCAAAACUAAUGAACGAAUAUUAUUCCUCUGUUCAAAUAAUGUGAACUAUAUUAUUACCUUAUGGGCUAUCUGGAUGUCUGGACAAAUAGCUGUGCCAUUGAGCCCUCUACAUCCUCAUAACUUGCUGCUUUAUUAUACAAGUGAUGCAAAACCGAAAAUGGUAAUAACAUCUCCUAAAUAUAAAGAUAUAAUAGAUAGAAUAGCAAAAAAUACUGACACACAAAUGUUAGUGUUAGGGGAUAAAAUGAAGUUGAAUUGUGCUCAAAAUUUUCCGGAGAAAGAUUGUGAUUUGGAAGGUGGCUUAUCGGAUUCCUUUUACAAAAAGAGUGAUGCAUUAAUACUGUAUACAAGUGGUACUACAGGAUAUCCCAAAGGUGUAGUAUUGAGCCAUAAAAAUUUGUGCAGUCAAGUAAAUAUGCUUGUAGAUGCUUGGAAAUUAUCAUCCAAUGAUUUAUUACUUCAUACAUUGCCAUUAAAUCAUGUUCAUGGAAUUGUAAAUGCUAUGUUAUGUCCAUUAACAGUAGGUGCAAAAAUUAUUAUGUUACCAAAAUUUGAUGCUAACAGUGUUUGGUCACACCUACUUGGAAUUAAUCCAAAAUUUAGUGACCGCAAGAUUAAUGUCCUAAUGGCCGUGCCCACAAUGUAUACCAAGCUAAUAGAAGAAUAUGAUAGAGUUUUCAGUGAGGACAGUAAAAUGAAGGACUAUAUUAGAAAUACUUUGAAUGGUCGUAUGAGACUGAUGGUUAGUGGAUCAGCACCAUUACCCAAGCGAAUAUUUGAGAAGUGGUUAGAGAUAACAGGACAUGAACUAUUAGAACGGUAUGGGAUGACAGAAAUAGGAAUGUGCCUUUCAAAUCCUUAUGACUCCAAGAGACAACCUGGAUAUGUAGGAAAACCUUUACCUGGAGUUUGUGUAAAGAUUAUUAAUAAAGAUAUCAACAAUAAUUCCCAUCUUCUUGUAAAAUGUUGUAAUAUCGAUGAUAAAAUAACUGUUCAACUUCAUAUGGAUUCAAUGGAAAAAAGAAACCUAUCAGGUCAUCUCUUGGUAAAAAGUAAUGGAGUUUUCAAAAAAUAUUUUCAAAGGCCUGAGGCUACUACAAAAGAAUUCACAGACGAUGGAUAUUUCAUCACAGGUGAUAUAGGAGAAUAUGACAUUGAAAAGGGUCUGUUUAAAAUAUUAGGAAGGGCCAAUGUUGAUAUUAUAAAAUCGGGUGGAUACAAAAUAAGUGCGUUGGACAUUGAAACCCAAUUAUUGAAUAAUGAAGAGAUCAAAGAAUGUUCGGUAGUAGGAAUUCCUGAUGAAAAAUGGGGAGAAAGGAUUGCUGCUAUUAUAGUUUUGAGUGGAAAUAAAACAAUUACACUGGAAGAUUUGAAAUCGUGGGCUUCUGAUAAGUUACCAAAGUAUAGCAUUCCUUCUAUUUUGAAAAUUGUGGACACUAUUCCAAGAAACACAAUGGGCAAGGUUAAUAAGAAAGAAUUGAUUAAAACUUUAUUCAACUGAUUUUAAUUGUAAUAUUUAAGUCUGAUUAUUUUUAAGUUACAUAUUUGAACCAAUAUGAUAAUAUAAUGUUUUAAUAUUCAUUUAUGUUUUGAAAUUACACAAAUAAAUUACAUUUUUUGUU